This is a messenger RNA of Desarmillaria tabescens, 1659 nucleotides long. Its product is annotated as glycerol dehydrogenase. NCBI's taxonomy places the organism in Eukaryota, Fungi, Basidiomycota, Agaricomycetes, Agaricales, Physalacriaceae. The transcript is spliced from 6 exons. The record is from RefSeq and is a predicted model, not a curated record. The coding region runs from base 303 to 1523 and encodes 406 amino acids. Gene Ontology annotation, molecular function: oxidoreductase activity, acting on CH-OH group of donors; metal ion binding.
AGAUACGUCUCAUGGAGAGAAAAAAGAAUAGUCUUUAUUUUCCCCCGAUCUCACGCGGCCCAAGCACGUUGUCGUUAUCCACUUUCCUGUAGUUUAAAGCAGAUCCGCGGGGUUAUAAUGAAGUGGAAGCUAUGAUCAAAUAAGCGCCGUCGGUAAUUUGUUUGAGCCGGCGGACCGAGACCGGGGUCGGGCCGCUCGUUUUCAGAUUCCAAACUUUGAACUUAAACCAUGCCACCUCACAUUCAGGUCCAGCUGUCUUUCCCUCUUGCCUUCCUCCUACCUCUGCCACUGUCUCCUCAUCUAUGUCCCUCCGUUAUCUGAGGUCUGCUCCAAUAUCUAUCUCUCGACGCGCUUUCACGAGGCGUACCUUUACUUCCACGGUCACUGCGAGGUGUCCUCCUAAUGUGAAGAACGUCGUCACCGAGAAGCUCUUUCAGUCGCCCUCUAAGUACAUCCAAGGACCAUCUGCCAUCAAGAACGCCCCUAUCUAUCUGGGGUCGUUAGGAAAGACGGCUCUGCUGACUGCAGAUGAUGUCGUAUACAAGAUCGCUGGCGCAGCGCUGACGAGUUCCCUAGAGCAGGCCGGCAUGAAUGUCGUAUAUGUCCGCUUCAAUGGUGAGGCUUCAUCCGCCGAGAUAGCGCGAGUUCAGGACAUUGGCGCGCAGAACAAGGUCGAGUAUGUAAUUGCUCUCGGUGGCGGGAAAACAAUCGAUACAGCAAAAGCGGUAGCAGACAAGCUUGGCAUUCCUUCAGCGGUUCUUCCUACGACAGCCUCCACAGACGCGCCUUGUUCUGCGCUCAGUGUUCUAUACACACCCCACGGGGAGUUUGAUCGUUAUUCCUUCUUCAAUAAGAACCCUACCGUCGUUCUAGUGGACACAUCGAUAGUCGCAAAGGCACCGGCUCGAUUCUUGUCUGCCGGCAUUGGCGAUGCUCUGGCCACACACGUCGAAGCGCGCGAGGUUAGGAACGCAGCUAAUUUUGGCGGUGGGCUUCCCACAGUAUUAGCAAGCGCAAUAUCAUCAAAGUGCGAGGAAAUCCUGUUCAAGUACGGGAAACUCGCGUACGAGUCCAACAAGGUCGGCGCCAUAACCCCGGCCUUGGAAGCUGUAGUUGAAGCGAAUACGCUACUAUCGGGCCUGGGUUUCGAGAGCGGCGGUUUGGCUGCCGCGCAUGCGAUUCAUGAUGGUUUGACUGCCCUGGAGCCUACGCACAAAAUGAUGCAUGGUGAAAAAGUCAAUUUUGGGACUGUGUGUCAACUCAUACUUUCUAACGCGUCAGCGGAGGAGAUGGACCGGUAUAUGGCGCUCAUGACCUCUGUUGACCUUCCUAUUACGUUGGCGCAGCUUGGUGUUACGAGCGCCACGGACGAGGAACUUCGCCAUGUUGCAGAGUUGGCUUGUGCGCCGAACGAGACAAUAUGGAACCUUGACUAUGUUAUUAACGUGGACGUUGUCUUCAACGCUAUCAAGGGCGCUAAUGCUGCUGGUCGCAACUUUCUACUCAAGGAAGGGUUGUUGUAGAUGAUGAGUUUUUCGGGCUUUGAGUUAAUGGGUUUCUAUUGUACAUCUUACUUUACAAUUUUGUGUAGUACGGCAUACCACUUUUCGACAGUCUUUUCAAUUUCACAGUUUGUUGCUUCUUUUGCGACGUUGGAGC